Molecule: messenger RNA, 1973 nt
Organism: Armigeres subalbatus
Lineage: Eukaryota; Metazoa; Arthropoda; Insecta; Diptera; Culicidae
Gene: fwe
Product: calcium channel flower
Exons: 5
Coding region: 385-1026 (213 amino acids)
Biological process (GO): vesicle-mediated transport
Cellular component (GO): membrane
Source: RefSeq, a predicted model, not a curated record
CCGCACGAAAGCAAAACACAAAACUUUCACUCGCAUUCGCAAGAAGAUCUUUGCAAUCGCAAUAUUUCGCGACAAGUUUUGUCCGUUUUAUCGCUGAAGUCCAUCGGUAAACCCGCUCCGGUGUCGCGUUUUGGUGAAUCCGCACAACGACGUGUGAUGCGCUAACCGCGAAAAUAACGUUACGUGAGUGAUACGUGGGGAAGACAGGUUGAACAGCAAUCUUCCGGUGUUCCGUCGUUCUUUGCCUUUAGUGUAUUUGAAUUCGUCAUCAUCAUCAUCUGAGAAUCAUCAUCGGCUCAGUUUUGCCAGCGUAGUUUCAAUUUUCACCUUCGUCUUAUCCGCAAAUCAGCCCAGAGCACUAGCAAGCAAGCAAUACUAGAAGAAAUGUCUUUCACCGAGAGAUUAGCUGGGCUGAUGGCCCGCCCCGGUCAGGAUAACGUUCCCCGAGACGACGUGCCGUGGCAUCUGAAGUAUGGCGGUCGCGCUGUUGGAAUUGUGGGAGGAUUCUUCGCUAUACUGUUCGGUCUAUACAACUGCAUUGGAAUCCUACUGGGCGAUAUCGGCUGCCUGGUCGGUGGAAUUCUGGAAAUUUUAGCUGGUUUCGUAGUAUUAGCAAUAGAAGCACCUUGUUGUUUCAUCUUCAUUGACCAUGUGCAGCAAAUAGCGGAAAAAGCAGACCAGCGGCCCUACUGGAACAGGGCUGCGCUCUACUGCGCAAUCGCAAUUCCACCAGUGGUCCUUUGCUUUGGCUUGGGUAGUCUAUUCGGAUGCGGACUAAUUUUUGUCACCGGAAUGAUCUACGGGAUGAUGUCGCUCGGCAAAAAAGCGUCGUUUGCGGAAAUGCGGGCGGCGGCAGCAGCGUCAACGGCAGCUUCGUCCGCUGAGCAGGGUCGUUCCGGUGGCGCCAACAGUGCCGGCUCCAAUCUGGGGGCACCCAUGCCGAACAGUAAGCAGAGCUCGACCCUAGUGAACAAUGUGCAACCGAUCGCUUACAGUAUGCCACCACCGUACGAUAGUGUAGCCUAACCAUCAGAGUUAUAAUUAUAGUAGGACGUGCAAAGAUAGUGAAAACAAGGACGAAAGUUUAUAGGAAGAAUUUGAGUCCAAAAAUAUUGCUAAACAUCCCAGAUCCUUCCCAUUUCCCAUCUAGUUGCUGUAUAACUCCAACAAUUAUUAUACCCCAAGAUUGGUAAGCGAAGUUGAGUUGACUGAGAAGCUGCUUACGCCAAAAGCAGAAAAUCACAUGAUUCUGUUACUUUAGCUCCUAUGUGCAUUUUGCUGUUUAGUGGAUGAUUCAAAGUAUGCGAACUAAAGACAAACUUAUAAUUAAUUCUAUUACCUAUGAAUACUGAUGAUCAAGACAAAAUAUUAAUCCCAAUUACUAGCGAAACUUAUUGAACUAGCUUAAUUGAUUAAACAUAUUAAAACAUAUACACUAUAUUUAUUAGUGAAGUUGAAUUACAUAACUGAGAUAUGUGCUGUAAAUUUUUUUUCUUGCGUUAGAUGUAAAUUUGUUGCUCUUAAGUGUGUCUUCAACACAACUUUGAAAAAAGACGUCAUCAUCAGGAAAGGUAAUAAUGUUUAGCAAACACUCUGUGAGAAAAACUACACAUCAAAUUUAGUUAGCCUAAACUCUAUUUAUUGCAACUUAAUUUACUGAACUGAACUCUAACGGAAACGAUGAAUAACCAUUGAUUAUGAUUUCUGAAUAAUAAGUCAACUGGCGGGCUCAGGUUGAUUUUAACGCGUUGCGCCAGUGGAUUAUUCAUAUAUAUAGUGAUAUAUAAGUUCUGAACGAAUGUACAGCAAAUCAAACGGAAUGGUGUAAAAAUAUAACAACAGUGAAAUAAUUGGCAGAAAGUAUGAGAAGCAAAUGCUUGUAACAGGUAUCUUGUUAAAUACAAAUCCAAUUACACUAAUAUUAAGACUGGCAGUGAAUAAACUUUCCAUUGAAUAUGCGAGAAAACAUGAAA